ACCAGUGUGGGUGCAUCCCAUUCUCUACAGUAGGCCUACACGAUGAGAUAAAAUACGACUGAACCCAAGGAUUUUGGGACUUAAGAAAAAGUGGUGUCAUACAGGGGCUAGAGAGAGGGGUUUUGUUGUUGUUUGAGCUUGGUCACAAACUAUCGAUGGAUUUUUUUUUUUUGCUGGAGGAUUUGGCAAAUACUGUACAUAGUUCUAUAGGCUACCAGCAACAUAACGGUUUUACGCGCAAUGUUGAUUCUCAUGCUUGGAAAGUUAUGACUGAGGAGUCUGCGGAGUUGGACAGUUGAAUGAAUUGACAAGCAAUCUAUAUCGGGAGUCCACGGUGUCGCUUGUCGAUGUGAAAUAAACUGUGACCGUAGAAUACCCUAACAGGUGGCUCUCCGACGAUAUGCGCGUCAGGCUAACAACAGCGUGCACACUCGCCAUAAUCUUCGGCUGACAAAGCUUUUUCCAAUAUUACAGUCCGUUCAUUACUAUUCAGCAGCACUACUCUGCAAUUUCCAACGGGCCCCAACGUCGUUUUGAUGCGAAGCGGGAAUAUUGGUUUCUGCGUUUACUCGGGAAUAAAAUUGAGCCUGGGAAUGUUUUCAAGCUGUGCGCUCACGUGGACCAACUAGGAGUGAUUUAUCGAUGAUCAUUUGAAUUCACCCGGGUUAUAAAGCAAUGUUUCCAGAAAUUCAUAUCAAGACAGGGAGGCCCGACGCCUACUCCCAGCAACACAAACUCCAGCCUGAAUGCACACGCCUUGGGUCCAGCCGGGCCUACCAGCAGCAGCAGAACUGUGGCUCGGGCAAAGGCACUCUGCCUAAGCUGGAUGCUAAGCCCUUGGUUGUAAACAAUGCCAAGUACCAUCACCAGUCCGAAAGCAUCCUGCCCCACAUCACCAGCAAGGGGCUGCAAAACACAUGUGAUAGGCAGCUUUCAGGAACCAGGCACCAGGAAAGCUUCCAGGAUGAGAGAUUACAGAGCUCCACAGUGGAGAGUCUGCCAGAGUCCAUCAACAGGAAGAACAAUCAGGAGCAGGAGAGGAAUAUUGAGGGACACAAUCUGCCCAUGUCUCCUGCAGAGGUCCUGAAGGCGUUCAAAGAUCGUCUGACGGAGCAUGAGCAGGAGGAGGUCAUGGACUACUCCGAGGUCUGGUACCUGGGCCUGGAUGCCAAGAAGAUGGAGGGUUCCCCCAGCCUGCCACAUAACUCUGGCUACGACGAUGAGAGCGGAGGCUAUCUGAAGGUCGCGCAUGACCACAUAGGCUUCCGGUUUGAGGUGCUGGAGGUGAUCGGAAAAGGAUCCUUCGGACAGGUCCUGAAGUGCCUGGAUCACAAGACCACUGAACUUGUCGCCAUCAAGGUCAUUCGCAACAAGAAAAGGUUCCACCACCAGGCUAUGGUAGAGUUGAAGAUCCUGGAUGCGUUGAGAAGGAAGGACAGAGACAACCAACACAACGUCAUUCACAUGAAGGAGCACUUCUACUUCCGGAACCAUCUCUGCAUCUCCUUCGAGCUCCUGGGAGUGAACCUGUACGAACUCAUCAAGAAGAACAACUUCCAGGGCUUCAGCCAGAUCCUGGUGCGCCGCUUUGCCUACUCCCUCCUCAAGUGCCUGCAGAUGCUGCACAAAGAGAAGAUCAUCCACUGUGACCUAAAACCGGAAAACAUUCUUCUGUCACACAAAGGCCAAGGCAACAUCAAGGUCAUUGACUUUGGCUCCAGCUGCUACGAGCAGCAGAGAGUUUACACCUACAUCCAGAGCCGCUUCUACCGUUCCCCAGAGGUGCUCCUGGGCCAUUCCUACAGCAUGGCCAUCGACAUGUGGAGCUUUGGCUGCAUCCUGGCUGAGCUCCACACUGGCUUCCCCCUCUUUCCUGGGGAGAGUGAGGUGGAGCAGAUUGCCUGCAUCAUGGAGGUACUGGGAAUGCCUCCAACUGAUUUCUUGUCAACAGCAACCAGGAAAAGGCAAUUUUUUGAUUCCAAGGGCAACCCCAGGAACAUCACCAACAGCAAGGGGAGAAAGAGACGGCUCAACUCCAAGGAUCUGUCCAGUGCCCUGAAGACCAACGAUCCUCUCUUUCUGGAUUUCAUCAAACGCUGUCUCACGUGGGACCCUAAGAAGCGCAUGACGCCCGACGAGGCCAUGCAGCAUGAGUGGAUCCAGGAGGCACGCUCCAGCAAGUUUCGGCCCAAGACCCGCACUGUGAGAAGGCCCAACGAGAGCCUCGGCAACGUGGAGAACAACAACAAGAUAGCGCAGCAUAUUUCCCACAAACCAGCCCUUAUCAACAGGAUAGUUGACAAGGCAUUCUCAAGCCCGUUCUCCAGCGCCACAGACAGGCCCAAGAGACAGAACUCUGUGAAGCUGGCGUCCGCCGAGCGCUUGCGACCAAUCGGGGCUUCGGCUGAGGGCCAGAUGGGCGAGGGCAGGACCAAGAGCACCAGGGCUGUUAGCAGCAGCAAGCAGGAGGUACCCAGGGAGAGAUCAGUCCACAUUGUCAUCAGGCCCCCGCUGGAGCACACUGCAGACAGUGACAGUCUGGAGCACCAGCAGGGCCUGUCCCCCAUCACAUAAAGGCCCCAGGGACAGAGGGCUUGGGGCUGGGAGGGGGUUGAAGGGAGGGGGGAUGCAUAGGUCACAUCAGGGUUAAUAUCAUCAGAGGUUAAACAUAAGACACAUAUUAAUAACAUUAAAUGGGGGUCAUGGUUGGGGUAUAUCCUGUUUUGUAGAUGUAGUGGGUUAUCAAUUUGUUAUAUUUGUGCUGCACUAUCGAAUUUAUUUCCUUGUCCAAUCACAUGUUUAGUGCUUGGACUCUGUCUAGCUGCAGGAGACGUCUUUGGAACACAGUCUUUGGUGGGUAUUUUGGUAAUGAGCUGUGUAUCAGCAACUGUUGGUCUUCUCUGUUAUUGCAGUAGUCACAAAUGGACUUACUGCAUCUAGAAUGUGGCCACAUUCACUUGUCAUAAGCUUGGAAAGUAGCACAGGUCACUUGCAUUAGUUUAAAAUGGGAUCACUUAGCUUAGAACCCAGAUCAAUGCCCAGAUUGGCCUGUUUUCCACUCUCGGUCUAGCCAGGUUAGGCCGAGCCACAUUUAAUGUAAUUUUGCCAGAGGUUUAAAGCUCUUUGAGUAGGCUAAUUCCCUGCACGUUUUCUACUGGCAUUGACGUUUUGGCUUUGACAACACAGACGUCUGACCCAAAAUAUACACAGGUUAAGCCCUGCCCCCUGUUUGCACUGAAAUACGCAUGGCAAGCCCAAGGAGUUGCCCGUGCCAUGGAUGCAAUGUUUAAAGCUCUUAGCAGCACAAAGCAUCUCCCAUGCAGAGAUGAUGGUGAUAGGGGAAAAACAUAAAGCACUAAUGUGCACAAACUCCCCUAGAGAUUACUCAGAGUUGACCAUGUUUAUGGAGUUUGACUUUGACUCAAUCAUUUGUGGCUGUUGAUCAUAGUAUGUUUCAUUACUAGUUUAUUAUGAUAAUUAUUAAAAACCUAGGUGUUACUGAAUAAAAUUACAAUCACUUAUAAGUCAGAAAAAAUGCUGUCCACCUGACAACAACUUUUACCUCUAAAACAGGGCUCUCAAGUUGUCAAUGAAGAUGAAUGUUAUUUUCCUGACCUGAAAUGUCUAGCUUGGACUGGUAUUGGAUGGUUUGAUAUUCUUCAUACGUCAUUGUCAUAUACAAAGUUUUCCAGUGUCUGCAAAACAGGAAUAUUCUGACCAGUGAUCCUCACCACUUGUUAUUCAAAUGUGCCUUCCAGCAUCCAAAGUGACUUCCCUCUGACCCACAAUGCAUCAUCUGUUUUUUACUCCUCCUCACACAAACUUCAUUUUAAAAAGCUCUUAAUUUCUCAUCAAAGCAGUUCCAUCUAUUUUGAUUAACUUCUCUUACCUCGACAAAAGGACAAUUUGCUACAAUGUUGAGCUUUCUUCAAUAAAACUUGGGCCAAAUGAAGGAGUAGAUUUUUUUUUGUUCUCUCUAAACUUCUUUAAGGCAACUUGUACUGAUGCUUUUUACUUGCUCCAGUUAUAGAAAGUAAUUUUAAAACAGUGUUUAUAUUUGUAACAUGAUCAGAAAUGGAAUAGACUUCCUUUUUAACAGUACAUAAUUGAAUGUACAUUUUACAAUUGUGUUAAGAUUAAAUUAUUGGUUUAAGGUGUGACAUGUAUAUGAAAUAUUUGUGGUAAUAUAUCUCAAGCACUGUAUGUGUACAUAAAGAGGUCACAUUGGCAAUGGCUCGAUGAAAUAUAUUUUUUACCAUGUUUCAAUUGUAAUUUUAAUGAAUUUCUUGUUUAUUCUUCUGUGCUCACUGAGCAUUGUUAUUUAAGAGAGCCCCACAGACUGGUGCCCAUAAUGAUGAUAUUGUGUGAUGUACUGAAUUACUGUUUUGCUUUCUCUAAGUCUGUAUAAUAGCAUGCCAGGACAUUGUUGAUUUUAUUGUACUGCACUAAAACAAAAAGAAAGUGUGUGCAUUCAUUUCAACCAAAUUAUUUCACAAUCAACCAUUGUGGUCUAUUUGGAAGUAAUUGAAUUGAGGGCAUUCCACCUGAUGAACUGUACAUUGAUGUGAAAAAAUGAAUGAAUGUGUCAUUGAAAGAACAUAUAAUUGAAUAAAUUGGUGUUUUAUA
Molecule: messenger RNA, 4626 nt
Organism: Oncorhynchus masou masou (cherry salmon)
Lineage: Eukaryota; Metazoa; Chordata; Actinopteri; Salmoniformes; Salmonidae
Product: dual specificity tyrosine-phosphorylation-regulated kinase 4-like
Exons: 14
Coding region: 676-2574 (632 amino acids)
Biological process (GO): peptidyl-serine phosphorylation; peptidyl-threonine phosphorylation
Cellular component (GO): nucleus; cytoplasm; cytoskeleton
Molecular function (GO): ATP binding; protein serine/threonine/tyrosine kinase activity; protein serine/threonine kinase activity
Source: RefSeq, a predicted model, not a curated record